Messenger RNA from Lacerta agilis (Sand lizard), 2378 nucleotides. RefSeq names its product leucine rich repeat and Ig domain containing 1 (gene LINGO1). Gene Ontology annotation, molecular function: protein binding. Lineage: Eukaryota; Metazoa; Chordata; Lepidosauria; Squamata; Lacertidae. The transcript has 2 exons. The coding region runs from base 66 to 1952 and encodes 628 amino acids. The record is from RefSeq and is a predicted model, not a curated record.
GCCUGGAUGAGCCUGAGCGCUGGCCUCUGCUGGCUAGCAGAGAGGGCCUGGCUCUCUAAAGAUGGAUGGCAGAGCAGUGGACGUGUCCGAGGCAGGUGAAAGAUAGGAUGGUGGUGGGCGAGCUGAGCAUGUAUAGCCCAAUCCUGGCCUGCUGGCAGCCCAUUCUCAUCUUGAUGUUGGGAUCCAUCCUUUCAGGCUCUGCCACGGGUUGCCCACCCCGCUGUGACUGUUCUGCCCAGGAGCGCUCGGUGCUGUGCCACCGGAAGCGGUUCCUGGCUGUCCCUGAGGGCAUCCCCACGGAGACAAAGCUCUUGGACCUGGGAAAAAACCGCAUCAAGACUCUCAACCAGGAUGAAUUUGCCAAUUUUCCUCACUUGGAGGAGCUGGAGUUAAACGAGAACAUUAUCAGUGCCAUUGAGCCGGGGGCUUUCAAUAACCUUUUCAACCUCAGGACUCUGGGUCUCAGGAGCAACAGGCUCAAACUCAUCCCACUCGGGGUGUUCACUGGACUCAGCAAUCUCACCAAGUUGGACAUUAGCGAGAACAAAAUUGUGAUCCUCCUGGAUUAUAUGUUCCAGGACUUGUACAAUCUGAAGUCUUUGGAGGUUGGGGACAAUGACCUGGUCUACAUCUCCCACCGGGCCUUCAGCGGCCUCAACAGCUUAGAGCAGCUCACUCUGGAAAAAUGCAACCUGACGUCCAUCCCCACAGAAGCUCUCUCUCAUUUGCACGGUUUGAUUGUGCUGCGGUUGCGCCACCUGAACAUCAACGCCAUCAGGGAUUACUCAUUUAAGAGGCUCUACAGACUCAAGGUCCUGGAGAUUUCACACUGGCCCUACUUAGAUACCAUGACAUCCAACUGCCUCUAUGGGCUUAACUUGACAUCCUUGUCCAUCACCCACUGCAACCUGACUUCCAUCCCUUACGUCUCCUUGAGGCACUUGGUUUAUCUCAGGUUCCUGAACCUGUCCUACAACCCCAUCAUCACCAUUGAAGGCUCCAUGCUUCAUGAUCUACUCAGGCUUCAGGAGAUACAGCUGGUUGGUGGCCAGCUCACCAUGGUGGAACCGUAUGCUUUCCGGGGCCUGAACUACUUGCGCAUUUUGAACGUUUCAGGGAACCUCCUGAGCACCUUGGAAGAAUCAGCCUUCCACUCCGUGGGGAACCUGGAGACUCUCAUCAUAGACAACAACCCUCUGGCCUGCGACUGCCGGCUUCUCUGGAUUUUCCGCCGCCGCUGGAGGCUCAAUUUCAACAAGCGUCAGCCCACCUGCGCAACCCCUGAAUUUGUCCAAGGCAAAGAGUUCAAGGACUUCUCUGAGGCGCUCCUGCCCAACUACUUCAUCUGCCGCCGGUCCCGGAUAAGGGACCGCAAGCCCCAGCAGAUCUUUGUGGACGAGGGCCACACGGUCCAGUUCAUCUGCCGUGCGGAUGGAGACCCACCUCCGACCAUCAUGUGGCUCUCGCCGAGGAAGCACCUCAUCUCUACCAAAACCAAUGGGCGGCUCACCGUCUUCCCUGAUGGCACUCUUGAGGUGCGCUAUGCCCAGAUCCAAGACAACGGCACCUACCUAUGCAUCGCCAGCAAUGCUGGCGGCAACGACACCAUGCUGGCCCACCUGCACGUCCGCAGCUACUCCCCCGACUGGCCCCACCAGCCCAACAAGACCUUUGCUUUCAUCUCCAACCAGCCCAACGAGAGUGACGCCAACAGCACGCGAGCCACGGUGCCUUUCCCCUUUGAUAUCAAGACCCUCAUCAUUGCCACCACGAUGGGCUUCAUCUCCUUCCUGGGGGUCGUCCUCUUCUGCCUGGUGCUCCUCUUCCUUUGGAGCCGGGGCAAAGGCAACACCAAGCACAACAUUGAAAUAGAGUAUGUCCCGCGCAAAUCCGAUGCCGGCAUCAGCUCUGCUGCGGAUGCGCCACGCAAGUUCAACAUGAAAAUGAUCUGAGGAAGGGAGAGGGGGAGAGAGCAUUGGCUGGAACUCAGUAAUGAGAGGCGUGUGUGUUUUUUUAAUAAAAAAAAAUUAAUAAUAAAGAGAUCCAGUUCAAGAAACAUGCAAACCUCUCUUCUCUCCACCCAGCUCCCCAUCCUCCUUCUGUGGGCCACUAUCCUGCAUCACUUCCCCCUUGACCUCGGGGGGUGUGUGUUUUGUUGACGUCUCCAGAACUUCCCGUGUUUGUAGGACCUAUUCUGACAGGCUCCAGUGUCAAUCCUAACAAUGACAGGAAAUUCAACAAGAAUUCAAAACAACAAUUGAUUUAAAAGAAAGUUACGAACUUCCUCUGUAACUUUGAUUUCAAUAAUUAUGGAUUUUUAUGAAAACUUGAAAUAAUAAUAAAAAGAACUAUUUCCUAUAGAUAGUUGGAAUGCAAAA